Yarrowia lipolytica CLIB122 is the source of this 1797-nucleotide messenger RNA. RefSeq lists its product as uncharacterized. The record is from RefSeq and is a predicted model, not a curated record. Lineage: Eukaryota; Fungi; Ascomycota; Dipodascomycetes; Dipodascales. Gene Ontology annotation, biological process: secondary metabolic process. Gene Ontology annotation, molecular function: CoA-ligase activity.
AUGUCAAUCAUUCACAAAUCGCCGGUGCCGGACGUGCAACUGUUCUACGGCUCGUGGCCGGAUCUGAUGCGAACGUCGCCACACGCCCACAACGACUCCAAACCGGUGGUGUUCGACUUUGACACCAAGCAGCAGCUGACGUGGAAACAGGUGUGGCAGCUGAGUGCGCGGCUCCGGGCCCAGCUGUACCACAAGUACGGCAUCGGUAAGCCCGGCGCUCUGGCCCCGUUCCACAACGACCCCUCUCUCGGCGACGUGGUCAUCUUCUACACGCCCAACACUUACAGCUCGUUGCCCUACCACCUGGCUCUUCACGAUCUGGGCGCCACCAUUUCGCCCGCCAGCACCUCGUACGACGUGAAGGACAUAUGCCACCAGAUUGUCACCACCGACGCGGUCGUGGUGGUGGCUGCGGCCGAAAAAAGCGAAAUUGCCCGCGAGGCGGUCCAGCUAUCGGGCAGAGACGUGAGGGUCGUGGUCAUGGAAGACCUCAUCAACAAUGCGCCCACCGUUGCGCAAAACGACAUUGACUCAGCCCCGCACGUGUCCCUGUCCCGGGACCAGGCGCGGGCCAAAAUCGCCUACCUGGGAAUGUCUUCAGGCACGUCCGGCGGACUGCCCAAGGCGGUCCGUCUGACCCACUUCAACGUCACCUCCAACUGUCUCCAGGUCUCCGCCGCCGCCCCCAACCUCGCCCAGAACGUGGUCGCCAGCGCCGUCAUCCCCACCACCCACAUCUACGGCCUCACCAUGUUUCUGUCGGUGCUUCCCUACAACGGCUCGGUGGUGAUCCAUCACAAGCAAUUCAACUUGAGAGAUCUGCUGGAGGCGCAAAAAACAUACAAGGUGAGCCUGUGGAUUCUGGUGCCGCCCGUCAUCGUCCAGCUCGCCAAAAACCCCAUGGUUGACGAGUACCUGGACUCUAUUAGAGCCCAUGUGCGGUGCAUUGUGUCUGGAGCCGCUCCUCUGGGUGGAAAUGUCGUGGAUCAGGUCUCUGUUCGUCUUACAGGCAACAAGGAAGGCAUUCUGCCCAACGGAGACAAGCUGGUCAUUCACCAGGCCUAUGGCUUGACCGAGUCGUCCCCGAUCGUCGGCAUGCUCGACCCCCUGUCUGACCACAUUGAUGUCAUGACCGUGGGCUGUCUCAUGCCCAACACUGAGGCCCGAAUCGUGGACGAAGAAGGAAAUGAUCAGCCCGCGGUCCACGUGACCGACACCCGAGGUAUUGGCGCCGCUGUGAAGCGGGGCGAAAAGAUUCCCUCCGGAGAACUAUGGAUUCGAGGUCCCCAGAUCAUGGACGGAUACCACAAGAACCCCGAGUCGUCACGUGAGUCGCUGGAGCCCAGCACCGAGACGUACGGUCUGCAGCACUUCCAGGACCGGUGGCUGCGGACUGGAGACGUGGCUGUCAUUGACACCUUUGGCCGUGUCAUGGUUGUGGAUCGAACCAAGGAGCUCAUCAAGUCCAUGUCUCGACAGGUGGCUCCGGCUGAGCUCGAGGCUCUUCUUCUGAACCAUCCUUCGGUGAACGAUGUGGCUGUGGUUGGCGUUCACAACGACGAUAAUGGCACAGAGUCUGCGCGGGCGUUUGUAGUGCUUCAACCGGGCGACGCAUGUGAUCCCACCACCAUAAAGCACUGGAUGGACCAGCAGGUGCCGAGUUACAAGCGGCUGUAUGGCGGCAUUGUGGUCAUUGAUACUGUGCCCAAGAAUGCCAGUGGCAAGAUUUUGCGAAGAUUGUUGAGACAGCGGAGAGAUGAUAGGGUGUGGGGGUUGGCCAAGGUGGCGAAGCUGUAA